CUCUCCCUUUCACUCUCACUCUCACUCUCACACUCAUUCUCAUUCUCAUUCUCACUUCUACCCCCCACCUCUCUUGAUCUCACUCAUCUCUCUCUCUCUCGCUCUGUCUCACUGUACAACCCAGAUCUUCGAUCGAUCACCCUCUCAAUCGAUCAUCCAUGCUCCAAAUCUCACAAACCCACCCCAAUCGAUCAUCCAUGUCUCCAAAUCACAAACCCGCCUCCAAAUCUCACAAACCCUCUCAAUCAACCCUGAUCUUCCUCAUUCUUGUUUUUCAUUUCCUAUUGUUUGGGUUGUAGUAGUUAGAAAGAAAUCUGCUACUUGUGUUGAUGAUGAUGUUGCAUUCUCAUGAAGCCAGGAAGGAAAUCUGCAUUCUCAUGAAAUCUGCUUCUUGUGUUGAUGAAGGUACUGGGUUUGAAACAUUUUUGGUGUGUUAUUAAAAACAUUUUAAUAAAUGUACUGGGUUAAAUUUUAAUCAAUUUUAAUAAAUGUACUGUGUUUGAAAUCUAUUACUGGAAUUUAUUAAAAACAUUUUUGGUGUUUGAUUUUGGGGAAGGUACUAGGUUCCAGUCAAAGGAUCUUAAUUGCUGUGUUAAUUAAUUGAUUUUGGAUCUUACUUAUUCGUCCACUUCAGUAUGCAAAUUAAUUGAUUUUAAUUGAUUUUGGUGUUAAUUAAUUUUCUGUGUUAAUUGAUUUUAAUUAAUUUUCUAUGUGAAUUUGGACAUUGCUUCAAAUUGCUGUGUUAAUUAAUUUGGAAACAGUGUUUGGAAAGGAUGAUGAAAAAGGGAGGGAGGGAAGGAGGAGGUUGGUUGAAGCUGAUGACUUGGCAGCUUUGGCAGCUGCCAAAGCUUGUGCCAUAUUUGACACAAGUUUUGACAUUUGUCAAAGAUAGCAGCUGCUAUAAGUUGCCAUUGGAGCUGUCUUUGUAUCCACUGCUGCCAUAAUUUGGCAAUAGCAGCUCCAAUGGCACACCAUUGGAGACGCUCUAACAGUGGAUCUGGAAGCUAAAAACCCCACACAAACUCAAAGGUUUCUACUGGUUACUCUUUCAUGAGAGGCUCUUGACCAACUAACAUAGGAAAACUAGUGGCUUGACCAUGGAUGAUAGUUGUCCCAGAUGUAAUUCAGCUCAAGAAGAUCUAUGCCACCUCUUUAAAGAUUGCCCUAAAACCAAGGCUGUAUGGCUAGCUAUUAGAAGCCAUAGAUGGCUACAGAUCAAUGAACAUCAAUCUUGGAACCAAUGGCUCCAAGUCAACCUGAAAUGUAAUGAGAAAAAAAUUUACCAAAUCCCUUGGGGCAUUGUAUUUUUAUUCACUGCAUGGAGAAUCUGGAAAGAUAGAAACAACUUUGUCUUUAAGAAUGAAGACUGCAAUGUUUAUGAAGCCACAAGUUACAUUCAACAGCAAGCAACUGAAACCUAUGAAGCAUUCCAAUCUGAUCAUCUUACUGGCCAACUCCUACACCUCAAUUCUAAAUGAGUUUUGCCUUUUGCAGGUGCAAUCAAAUUUAACAGUGAUGGAUGCUGAAAGGGCAACCGUAGUCCAGCUGGGUAUGGAGGCCUUUUCAGGGAUGAGAGAGA
Molecule: messenger RNA, 1579 nt
Organism: Camellia sinensis
Lineage: Eukaryota; Viridiplantae; Streptophyta; Magnoliopsida; Ericales; Theaceae
Source: RefSeq, a predicted model, not a curated record